This is a messenger RNA of Uranotaenia lowii, 4609 nucleotides long. RefSeq names its product ATP-binding cassette sub-family G member 1-like. The record is from RefSeq and is a predicted model, not a curated record. Gene Ontology annotation, molecular function: ATP binding; ABC-type transporter activity; ATP hydrolysis activity. Gene Ontology annotation, cellular component: plasma membrane. Lineage: Eukaryota; Metazoa; Arthropoda; Insecta; Diptera; Culicidae.
AGACGGACGGAAGUUCAUUUGUGGCGUUUCCCCAAAGCCCACAAAGCAAAAGCAGACGUCGUAGUCGGCGUUGGUUUUUCUCGAAUUGAUAUUUUGUUUUGUUGUUAUUUCGCGCGGCUCUUUCUAACAACUAACAACGUUCAUCAAGCAAGCCAGAGAACGAAACCAACAGCCGCUCUUGGGGCACCGAUUCAGUAAUGUUUUGACCGUGGACGCUUGAACACGCGAUACUCUUUUCCGGCUUUGACGUUUCGGUUUCGGUUCUCGGCUUAUUUUAGUUUGGUUCCGCAACUUCCUCAAAACGGUUGAACUUUUUUCGAGUUAGGAAUCUCUAACCGUCGGCCAUGUGUGAGGUGAUUAAAGUUCGGUGAAUUUUAUUGGGUUAGUGAUACUAUUAGGGGUUUUUUUUUCGUGUGUGGCGCAUAUAUCGGAACGAGCAAAUAGAUGGUGUGUAGGUUGUUGUUUACGAAUGCAACGAUUAUUUUUUAUCUACACUUAGUCAUCGAAGCGUGACAGAGAUGUUGAAGAGCAUUCUAUCGAGAUUUUUCAUUCAAAUACCAACAACAACGCCACAAAUGUGUCAGUAGUUAGCUUGCGAGAGCGGCAAAUGAGAAAGUAAACAUUUCAACUCAGUCAGUGAUUGUUGGAAAGAAAACAAAGCUGAGUGUAAUUGAAUUGUGUCGUUGUUUUUCCGUUUAUUUUCUGAGUGCAUCUACAUACUUACGACAAGUAAAGGGAACAGAACAACUACGUGAAGAAACGAUGAUAACAGUUCCCUACAGAUGUUGAUCAGAUAUUCACCCAAGUGCAGCAGCAAAAGUGCAGUGGAUGUCGCUACGUGGUGAAGAAAGUUCAGCCGAUGCCCGAAGCCGCCAGAACACAUCAAAGCAGUAGAAAACCGAAUUAGAACAAUGCUCUGAUCCGAGUAGAAUCUCGGCAAUUAUUGUACCGUCCAUCGGAUCCGACAGUUUAGCGAAGCGGCUAUUAGCGGGCCCCAUUAUCAACUGGUGAUCGUGUUCUCAUAAGUGUAGGUGGAAUGCCAAGUAGUGAUUGAAGAAGCUAGAUUGUGCAGGCAAUUGUAUCAGGAGAAGGAAAAAAGUGUGAUCAUUGAAGUUCAUUGUGCGUGAGAGUUCUGUUUUGUGUUUUGUUCUGAACAACAGCAUCAACAAUAACAACAAUGGUGGCUGCUGAGGUUCAACUGGCCUCGGCCCCACUGGCCACGGUCAGCUCGGCCGUCCAGCAGCAGCAGCAGCAUCCGGUUGGGCCGAUCAGCCAUUCGGCAGCUUCGACGGCAGCCGUUUCGGCUUUCAGUUCGUGUUGUCCUACCAGCGGAGAAAGUUCGUCCAUCGGAGGAGAUUCGAUCGAGCUGAGCGAUAGCCAGGGCAACAAUAACACCAUGUACAAGGGACUGUUCGAGGGCGAGGACUAUCGGUUCCCGAAGCGGCCCCAGGUGGACAUCGACUUCCGGGAUAUCCGAUUCACGCUGCGCAAGUUCAACUUUGCGAAAGUUAAAUUCGAAUCCAAAGAAAUCCUUCACGGUCUCAAUGGGACGUUCAAAUCCGGUGAGCUGAAUGUCAUUAUGGGGCCCUCGGGUGCCGGCAAAAGCACCCUGCUCAACAUCUUGGCCGACUACGUAUCGGCGGGUGUUUCGGGCAUCGUUCAGGUCAACGGCAAAACCCGACACCACAAUAGUCAAAGUUUCAAGAAACUUUCCUGCUACAUCCAGCAGCACGACGCCAUCCGUCCCUAUCUGACCGUUGAUGAAGCCAUGACGAUUGCCACCCAUCUGAAGCUCGGAUUCAGCGUUUCCCGGGAGGAAAAGCAGAAACUGAUCCAGAAGAUCCUGUUCAUGUUGGGUCUGGAGCAGAAGGGCAGUACCAUUUCGAAGGGUCUCUCCGGAGGACAGAAAAAGCGACUGGCGAUAGCGCUAGAAAUGAUAGAUAAUCCCCCAAUUUUGUUCCUGGAUGAACCGACCACAGGACUGGACAGUUCGUCCUGUACCCAGUGUAUUUCGUUGCUCAAAAGACUGGCCCAAGAUGGAAGGACCAUCAUCUGUACGAUCCAUACGCCGAGUGCGUUGAUCUUCGAAAUGUUUGACAAACUUUACACGGUAACGCAGGGUCACUGCUUUUAUCAGGGACCUGGUCGGGAAUUGUUACCCUUUUUGUCCGAUUUGGGUUACCACUGUCCGAGUUAUCACAAUCCCGCGGAUUUCAUGAUGGAGAUCGCAGUUGGCGAGUACGGAGCGGACGUUGCCAAAAUCAUCAAGGCUGCACUGAAAAAGUACUACGAAAUCAACAUUAACUCUAUCAAGAUGGAGUUUCUGUUCGAUAAUGUGAAAACAGCAGUUCAGUACGAAUUCGACGAGAAAGGUGUUGGCGUCGAAAAAGGUGGUUCGGAAAAGCCGGUCGAGAAACUUCAACUCGAGUAUAGCGAACAAGCCCUGGCCAUUUCACCGGCUUCAUCGGAAGAUCAGACCGUGAUGGGAUCGGUGGUUGAGGAUAAAACUCAUCCAGCUUCGCUCAUGAUGCAGUUUCUGCUGCUGGUGUAUCGAAAUUUGCUGCAGAUAAAGCGAGACUAUGUGAAAUCCAAAGAAAUCCUUCACGGUCUCAAUGGGACGUUCAAAUCCGGUGAGCUGAAUGUCAUUAUGGGGCCCUCGGGUGCCGGCAAAAGCACCCUGCUCAACAUAUUGGCCGACUACGUAUCGGCGGGAGUUUCGGGCAUCGUUCAGGUCAACGGCAAAACCCGACACCACAAUAGUCAAAGUUUCAAGAAACUUUCCUGCUACAUCCAGCAGUACGACGCCAUCCGUCCCUAUCUGACCGUUGAUGAAGCCAUGACGAUUGCCACCCAUCUGAAGCUCGGAUUCAGCGUUUCUCGGGAGGAAAAGCAAAAAUUGAUCCAGAAGAUUCUAUUCAUGUUGGGUCUGGAGCAGAAGGGCAGUACCAUUUCGAAGGGUCUCUCCGGAGGACAGAAAAAGCGCUUAGCGAUAGCUCUAGAAAUGAUAGAUAAUCCCCCAAUUUUGUUCCUGGAUGAACCGACCACAGGGCUGGACAGUUCGUCCUGUACCCAGUGUAUUUCGUUGCUCAAAAGACUGGCCCAAGAUGGAAGGACCAUCAUCUGUACGAUUCACACGCCGAGUGCAUUGAUCUUCGAAAUGUUUGACAAACUUUACACGGUAACGCAGGGGCAUUGCUUUUACCAGGGACCUGGUCGGGAAUUGUUGCCCUUUUUGUCCGAUUUGGGUUACCACUGUCCGAGUUAUCACAAUCCCGCGGAUUUCAUGAUGGAGAUCGCAGUUGGCGAGUACGGAGCGGACGUUGCCAAAAUUAUCAAGGCUGCACUGAAAAAGUACUACGAAAUCAACAUCAACUCGAUCAAGAUGGAGUUUCUGUUCGAUAAUGUGAAAACAGCAGUUCAGUACGAAUUCGACGAGAAAGGUGUUGGCAUCGAAAAAGGUGGUUCAGAAAAGCCGGUCGAGGAACUUCAACUCGAGUAUAGCGAACAAGCCCUGGCCAUUUCACCGGCUUCAUCGGAAGAUCAGACAGUGAUGGGAUCGGUGGCUGAGGAUAAAACUCAUCCCGCCUCGCUCAUGAUGCAGUUUCUGCUGUUGGUGUAUCGAAAUUUGCUGCAGAUAAAGCGAGAUUAUUUCCUUGUGGCAUGUCGACUGUUUACCCACGCCAUGAUUGCCCUUAUUUUCGGAUACAUCUACACCGGAGUUGGACCCAAGGCAAACACUGUGCUGGCAAACUAUGUCUAUCUGUACGGAUCGAUGUUGUUGGUGGUUUACGCUGGAAAAAUGGCCGUUGUACUUUCCUUUCCAAUGGAAAUGACGUACCUUAACAGAGAACACUUUAAUCGGUGGUACAAAUUGGGACCCUACUUUUUCUCAGUGCUGCUGUUGGAAAUUCCUAUUCAAAUCGCCUGCACGAUGCUGUACGUGCUGAUCAGCUACUAUCUGACCGGAAACUAUCACACCUUCGAUCGGUUUCUGCUGUUCUGUUUGUUCUGCAUCGGAGGUUCGAUGGCUGCCCAGGCGUGGGGAUUCUUCGUUGGAGCAACGCUGCCGAUUAAGCUCGCCGUUUUCGUGGGUCCCAUUCUGGCAGUUCUCUAUUCGGUGUUCGGUUUUUGCACCAAAUACGUGGACAUAACGCCCCUCUUCAGAUGGAUGUGGCACAUCAGCUACUACCGGGCCGCAUUUCACGGGAUCCUAAACUCGGUCUACGGCAUGAACCGGGAGUAUCUGUACUGUCCGGACACGCAGAUGUACUGUCACUUCAAGAAUCCGGUCCUGUUCCAGAAGGACAUGGACAUCGAGCACGUGGAUAUGGAGAAAAACUUCAUCCUUAUUGUGUCUAUCAUUGUCCACCAUGUACAUGUGCACGGUAUUUGUGCUCUGUCAACAGUAGCGAGUGUUCGCGGUUUCGGGUGGGUACUUACGCGUAUCGCCCCAACCGCGAACAAGAAUGAACCGGGACAAAAUGCACUCGGCAGCAGCAGCAGCAAAGCCGACAGCAACAGAAAGCGAGUUCAAAACAAACCUCAACUAACUAAACCGGCUCCCGUCAUGGCAUGGCAUGGUAAUAGUGAUGGUGAUGGUUCCUUGUGA